UUCUCCUCGGCCUUUCCCUCCGCCUCGUCUCCUCCGCUCGCCGGAAAACCUCCUCCUCCUGGCUGUUGGUCUUCUCCUUACGCGCCUCAUCCGAAAUCCUACCCGUCCUCUCGGUUCGGAGAGAAGGGGCUUUGCUCGGACGCACGCUGCACCGUGAGGGUUUCGGCAUUUGCUUAUUUGCUUCUCCGGCGGACGGUGAAGGACUCUAGACCGGCGCCAGAUUAGUAUGAGAUGGUAGAAGGAAGGUCUUGCUUGUCUAUAGUAGUUAACGAUCAGUUGGAAAUAUUGAAGCAGAGAAGAUCUGACACGUUGAGAGGAACUACCAAUGUUAUCACUUCAUUGUCUAGAAGUGGAGGUGAUGCUUUAAGAACUCCAGCAUCGUAUGGUAAUAGAUUUCAUGGGAAUGUCGAUGUAUUUUCUCAUGUUAGCGAAUCUGCAAAGGAUGCCUUUUCUAAGCGCCAUGUGAAAAAGUUUGAAACAGUGAACUCACAAUGGAUCGAAAAAAUCCCAGAAUGCCCAAUCUUUUACCCUUCAGUUGAGGAGUUCAAGAAUCCCCUUGAUUAUCUUCAACGCAUUUCUCCUGUUGCUUCAAAAUAUGGUAUAUGUAAGAUCAUUUCACCCUUAAGUGCUUCAGUUCCAGCUGGUGCUGUCUUGAUGAAAGAGCUAGCUGGGUUUAAGUUUACUACUAGGGUGCAACCUCUUCGUCUUGCUGAGUGGGCUGCAGAUGAUAUGGUCACCUUCUUCAUGAGUGGAAGAAAAUAUACAUUUCGGGAUUUUGAGAAGAUGGCAAACAAAGAAUUUUCUCGAAAAUUUUCUUGUACUGGAUGUCUCCCAGCUAAGUUUAUUGAAGAGCAAUUUUGGCAUGAAAUUGCAUAUGGCAAGACAGAGAUGGUUGAGUAUGCUUGUGAUAUUGAGGGAAGUGCUUUCUCAUCGUCCCCUAAAGAUCAACUUGGACAGAGCAAUUGGAACUUGAAGAAAAUUUCUCGGUUAUCCAAGUCCAUUUUGCGACAUCUUGCGACUCCCAUUCCAGGUGUAACAGAUCCCAUGCUUUACAUUGGGAUGCUUUUCAGCAUGUUUGCUUGGCAUGCAGAAGAUCAUUAUUUGUAUAGUGUUAGUUACCACCAUUGUGGAGCUUCCAAAACAUGGUAUGGUAUUCCUGGCCAUGCUGCUCCAGAUUUUGAAAAGGUGGUGCAGAAUCAUGUAUAUGAUUCUGAUAUUUUGCAAGGUGAAAGAGAAGAUGCUGCUUUUGAUGUACUUCUUAGGAAGACCACUAUGUUUCCUCCAAAUAUUCUACUAGAACAUAAUGUUCCUGUUUAUAAAGCUGUACAAAAACCUGGAGAAUACAUUAUCACCUUUCCAAGAGCUUAUCAUGCUGGAUUCAGUCACGGAUUCAACUGUGGUGAAGCAGUGAACUUUGCAAUUGGUGAUUGGUUUCCAUUUGGUAAUAUGGCUAGCCAACGAUAUGCACUUCUCAAUCGAAUGCCAUUGCUUCCUCACGAGGAGCUCCUAUGCAGGGAAGCACAAUUUCUUUCCAACAGACUGUCUGCUUCAGAUACCAAAAGCCAUGUCCCCUCAACUGAAGAAUCCAUAUCCCAGCGGAGUGUCAAACUUUCUUUUGUUUACUUAAUGCGUUUCCAGCACUUUGCUCGAUGGACACUGAUGAAGUUAGGAGCCCGUACAUGCAUCAAGUCAGAGAAUGUAUUGUGUAGCAUAUGCAGACGCGACUGCUAUGUUUCUCAUGUUAGAUGUAUUUGCAGCAAGGAUCCAAUUUGUUUCCGCCAUGAGGGCGAGCUCAGAAGUUGCUGUUGUAAAACCAACCGUACAGUAUUUGUGAGGGGAGACAUUCUGGAAUUGGAAACUCUAGCAAGAUCUUUUGAACAGGAGAAUGAUGUAUUUAAUGAAGUUUCAAAGCUGAAUCAGCAAGGCGACCACUGUUACCUAUGGUCAAGGUCUUUCUAUUGUGCUGAAGAUGAUGGAUACUCUCCUUAUUGUGAUAUAAAAGUUGAGGUUAAUUAUCAAUCUACUUCUACGGAUAAUUCUGCUAUCCAUGACGAUGAUGAUUCUGACUCUGAAAUAUUCAGAGUCAAGCGCCGACCUUCGAUAAAAUCGCAGAAAAGAUCUGUUAAUGAUACAUUUUGCACAGGCUAUCAGGGAUACCAGGGGCUAAAACGGUUGAAGAAGCUCCACCCAACAGGAAGGCAUCUUGUCAUUGCAGAUGAUUCUACAUCGUCCGGCUAUGCAAGGAAACACAAAACUUCUCUAGCCAGGGCUUCUCGAGGAAUGGUAGUACCAGAAUACUCCAAAUUCUUAAGUGAUCCUUCAUCACUUUGCAUCAUGAAACCGAAACUGAAACUGAAUCAAAACAAGGCAGUUGCUGAUUCACCAUCCUCUGAGCCCGGUCCACCACGCUUAAAAGUCAGAAGGCCACCUUCCGGCAAUGGUUCCAGCAGCGAAGACACUGCUAGCAGCCGUGCUUUCUCAAGUAUAGUAAGAAAGAAAGAAAACCUGAGGCUCGACCAACAAAGUAGCAAAUUCAAACCUAGAACAGAUCUAAUAUCCAACUCUAUUUGAAGCUGCUGCUCCAGCAUUAUAGCAAAGGCUCAACCAACAUGUCAACAAAUUAACACCUGCAGCAGAUCAAUUUACAUGACUGAUUCUUUUGUGCAGACCUCCAAAGGAAGGUGAUGGCACAGUUGAUCUUGAUUCUUCUCAACCACAAGACUACUUUUGGGGUUGGGUCAAAAAAAGUAUUUGCUAAUGUAAACAUUUACCUUUUAUUCUUUUAUGUGAUUUAGCAGUGGCUGAGGAUCGGUUAAACUGAAUAAAUAUUGUUCUUUUCUGGGUAAUCAACGAUAGAACAGUCACUGAACAUUAUUGACAAAGCAAGAAUUUUUUAUAGCAUGAUUGAUUUUUGGUUC
Messenger RNA from Zingiber officinale, 2918 nucleotides. RefSeq names its product lysine-specific demethylase JMJ706-like. The transcript is spliced from 11 exons. Gene Ontology annotation, molecular function: histone demethylase activity. The coding region runs from base 232 to 2571 and encodes 779 amino acids. Gene Ontology annotation, cellular component: nucleus. Lineage: Eukaryota; Viridiplantae; Streptophyta; Magnoliopsida; Zingiberales; Zingiberaceae. The record is from RefSeq and is a predicted model, not a curated record. Gene Ontology annotation, biological process: chromatin remodeling.